Messenger RNA from Triticum turgidum subsp. durum (durum wheat), 2112 nucleotides. NCBI's taxonomy places the organism in Eukaryota, Viridiplantae, Streptophyta, Magnoliopsida, Poales, Poaceae. The record is from the annotation of a GenBank genome assembly.
AUGACCAAGCUCAUUACCUUGGACCUUUAUGAUAAUCAAUUCUCCGGGCAUGUUCCAAGAGAAAUUGGCACCUUGAUGAAGCUCAAAAGCCUACAACUUCAUGAUAACAAUCUCUCUGGUCCCUUGCCACCUGAAUUGUGCACUGGAGGCAUGCUGAAGAACUUAAGCGCAUUCGAAAACAAUCUCAAUGGACCUUUGCCAUCAAGUUUGGUGAGCUGCAGAAGCCUUGUUAGAGUUCGUCUUGAAAGGAAUCAAAUAGACGGAUAUAUUUCUGAGAUGGGAGCUUAUCCAAAUCUAGUCUACAUAGAUAUGAGCUCAAAUAAACUAUUUGGUCAAUUUUCUUAUCACUGGGGGGAUUCCCACAAUCUUACGAUGCUACGCAUCUCAAACAACAACCUUACAGGGGAAAUACCCACAAGCAUGGGGCAACUAUCUCAACUAGAGUUACUUGAUCUUUCAUCAAACAAGCUUGAAGGAGAGCUUCCAAGUGCACUAGGAAAUCUAAAAAAUGUGUUCAACCUGAACCUUGCACACAAUUUGCUCCAUGGAAGCAUUCCACGAGAAAUGGGAGCAUUGUCCAAACUAGAGUUGUUGGAUUUGUCGUCCAAUAACCUAAAUGGUUCGUUAGAAGAUUCGCUCGAGCAUUGUUUGAAGCUUCGUUUUUUGAAGUUGAAUCAAAAUAACUUCAAAGGAAACAUCCCCGGCGAGCUAGGGUCAUUGCACAACUUACAAGACCUAUUGGAUUUAAGUGAUAAUUCAUUUAGUGGGGCAAUACCAAGCAUACUUAGUGGUCUGGUCAUGCUAGAUACUCUGAAUAUUUCACACAAUGAACUUACUGGUUCUAUCCCAGCAACAUUUAAUAGUAUGGAAAGCUUGACAUCCAUUGAUGUAUCUUACAAUGAAUUGGAAGGGCCGGUCCCAGACAGUAAGCUCUUUCAAGGAGCUCCAAUCCAGUGGUUCGUGCAUAAUAAUUUUCUAUGUGGUGUGGUGAAAGGAUUGCCCCCUUGUAGUAGUGUGAAUCAGUCCAGAGGAAAAUGGGAAGGAUACAAAAUACGUGUACUAGCCACGGUUCCUACUCUAAUAUCUCUUGUUCUUAUUGUGGUGAUAUUGAUGUUCUGUCAUGAAAGAAAGAAAACCAAGCUAAGUAACACCGAUGAAGUAACACAAGCAAAAGUCUUCUCUAUUUGGAGUUUUGAUGGGGCAAACGUGUUCAAGCAAGUCAUCGAAGCAACCAACAAUUUUAGCGAGAUGCAUUGCAUAGGAACUGGGGGACAUGGAUCUGUCUAUAAAGCUAGACUUGCAACAUGCGAAAUAUUUGCAGUGAAGAAGAUAAACAUGAUAGAAGAUGAGUGUUGCGUCAAUGAACAUGUCUACAAUCGUGAAAUCAAGGCACUGGUGCAGAUUCGUCAUCGAAACAUUGUAAAACUUUUUGGGUAUUGUUCCUCUGGCCAAGGGAGGUUCCUUAUCUAUGAAUAUAUGGAGAGAGGAGACUUGGCAAAAUCACUGAAGGACAAUGAAAGGGCAAUUGAAUUGGAUUGGAGAAGGCGGAUGCAUAUUAUGCUGGAUGUGGUUCAUGCUUUGGUAUAUAUGCAUCAUGAUUGUUCGUCACCGAUAGUCCAUAGGGAUAUAACAAGCAACAACAUUUUGCUUGAUCUAGAAUUUAGAGCUUGCAUCUCUGACUUUGGUACAGCCAAAAUUCUUGAUAUUUAUGGCCAGAAUCUCACAAGGCUUGCUGGGACAAAAGGCUAUCUUGCCCCAGAGCUAGCAUAUACAGAAAACGUGACGGAGAAAUGUGACGUAUACAGCUUUGGAGUGCUUGCUUUGGAGCUAUUUAUGGGAUCUCAUCCAGGAGAUUUGCUCUCAUCCCUCUCGUUGACCGCCAAUACCAGUGAUGUGUGCCUGCAAGAUCUGCUGGACCCCAGGCUUGUUCUUCCAGAUGCUGAGACUGCUAGGGAAAUAUACCGCAUGCUCAGUGUAGCAGUUCGGUGCCUGGAGCCGAGUCCAUCCCGCAGGCCAACGGCACGACGUGCCAGUGAUGAGCUAUCUACGAUUAAAGCUGGUGAAGAUCAGGUUGAUUAUUUGCAGGCUGGCAUCACCUUUCCUGCGCUGUAG